Molecule: messenger RNA, 1657 nt
Organism: Cuculus canorus (common cuckoo)
Lineage: Eukaryota; Metazoa; Chordata; Aves; Cuculiformes; Cuculidae
Product: keratin, type I cytoskeletal 19
Exons: 8
Coding region: 106-1401 (431 amino acids)
Molecular function (GO): structural molecule activity
Source: RefSeq, a predicted model, not a curated record
GUCACCAGCAUAAAAGAGGUGGAGUGGGGGAACGGAGCACACACUCCUGCCUCAGGAUCACAAACGGGAGCUGCAGCUGGGGUCAAGUCUUUAGAGUUUCUUAGCAUGGCCACUUACAGCUUCAGGCAAACGACCUCCUCUGUGGCAGGGGGACAUGGGGGCUCCUCCAUCCGUUUCGGUGGAGGUGGCUUUAGGGCUCCGAGCAUCCAUGGGGGUUCUGGUGGCAGGGGUGUGUCGGUGUCUUCCGCUCGAUUUGUUUCUGGCCUAGGAAGCAGCCUGGGUGGUGGAUGUGGAAGCGGCUUUAGCAGCAGCUUUAGUGGUGGCUAUGGAAACAGCUUUAGCAGCAGCUUUGGUGGUGGCUUUGGUGGUGUUCUGGGGAGCGGGGAUGGCCUCCUCUCAGGAAAUGAAAAGGUGACUAUGCAAAGCCUGAACGAACGCCUUGCAUCUUACCUGGAGAAAGUGCGUGCACUGGAGGAGUCCAACUCUGAUCUCGAAACUAAAAUCCGAGAUUGGCACCAGAAACAAGGAGGACCAGGCCCAGCUCGUGACUACAGCCCUUAUCACAAGACUAUUGAAGACCUUCGAGACAAGAUCCUUGAUGCCACUAUCGAAAAUGCAAAGAUUGUCUUGCAGAUCGACAACGCCAGGCUGGCCGCUGAUGACUUCAAAACUAAGUUUGAGACAGAGCAGACUCUGCGCAUGAGUGUGGAGGCUGACAUCAAUGGCCUGCGCAGAGUCCUGGAUGAGCUGACCCUGGCCAGAGCUGACCUGGAGCUGCAGAUCGAGAACUUGAAGGAGGAGUUGGCUUAUCUGAAGAAGAACCAUGAGGAGGAAAUGAGUGUCCUGGGAGGGCAAGUAGCUGGCCAAGUGAGUGUCGAACUGGACUCUGCUCCAGGCAUUGACCUCACCAAGAUCCUGGCUGAUAUGAGGGACCAGUAUGAACACUUGGCUGAGAAGAACAGGAAGGAUGCUGAGGCCUGGUUCCACACCAAGACUGAAGAGCUGAACCGUGAGGUAGCUGUCCAUACCGAACAACUGCAGAGCAGCAAGUCUGAAGUCACCGAUCUGAGACGCACCCUCCAAGGGGUGGAAAUAGAACUCCAGUCCCAGCUCAGCAUGAAAGCCGCACUGGAAGGCACCCUGGCAGACACGGAAAUGCGUUACAGUGCCCAGCUGGCGCAGUUCCAGGGCAUGAUUAGCAACCUCGAGGCGCAGCUGGCUGAGCUUCGAGGUGAUCUAGAGCGCCAGAACAGUGAAUACAAGACGCUCAUGGAUAUCAAGAGUCGCCUGGAGCAAGAGAUCGCUACUUACCGCCAGCUCCUGGAAGGCCAGGAUUCCCUGUUGUUUGGCUCCUCUUCUGGAACUGUCGACAAACGAGGCAAGCUGGCAGAUGGGAAAUAGUACUGGAAGCUCUCCAAAUGUCAUCUUCAAAAUGGGAAAAAGCAGACAACACACAGGAACUGAAAUGGAGAAAUCGCUCCAAACUGCUGGAAACAGCACAGAAAAUGCUUGGUGACACAAGGCUUCAGUAGAUUAAUCCAUUUAGUGGUGAUUAAAUUGCAAAUUAGGUUAGCUUUUCAAUUAUUUCUAGCUCUUUCAUGUACUGAAUUGCUGUAUCUACUCUAAUAAAGACAAUCUUCUUGCAAUCUUAACUUCU